AUGGCAGAAACAUUAUCGUCUCAUUGGUUUCGUGUUAUUUUACCAAUUUGUUUUAUUUGUUUUCUUUAUUUAUGUUCAUUUUAUUUAUUUCUAUGUGCAACAAAUUCUUUAAUCUAUUCAACUGUUUGUUUACUUCAUGCUAAUGAAUCAUUUUGUUCAGAAAUUGAUCGAAAUAAAUCUCUACGUGCUUCGCAAGAAUCUAUACAAAGAGAAAGUUCCCAAUGGUCUCUUUAUGGAACAUUAUCGUUUGCAAUAGUUGCAUGUUUUGUUUCACCUAUUUAUGGAAGUUUAUCCGAUACAAAAAAUCGUAAAUUACCCAUUGUUUUAACGGUAUCUAAUGCAAUAAUAACUGGUUUAAUAAUUACAAUUGGAAGUGCUUAUCAAGGUACGAAAAUAUGUUUAUUAUUUUAUAUUUUGGCUAAUAUUGUUAAUGGUUUUGGUGGAGGAUCUUUGACUCUUAUUUCUUCAUGUUUUGGUUAUGCAACUGACAGUUGUAAUGAUAAAGAAAAACAUACUCAAAUAAUUGCAAUUAUUGA
Molecule: messenger RNA, 536 nt
Organism: Adineta steineri
Lineage: Eukaryota; Metazoa; Rotifera; Eurotatoria; Adinetida; Adinetidae
Source: the annotation of a GenBank genome assembly